This is a messenger RNA of Dalotia coriaria, 2543 nucleotides long. RefSeq names its product palmitoyltransferase Patsas (gene Patsas). The record is from RefSeq and is a predicted model, not a curated record. Gene Ontology annotation, cellular component: Golgi membrane. Gene Ontology annotation, biological process: protein palmitoylation. Gene Ontology annotation, molecular function: palmitoyltransferase activity; protein binding. The coding region runs from base 513 to 2084 and encodes 523 amino acids. The transcript is spliced from 5 exons. Lineage: Eukaryota; Metazoa; Arthropoda; Insecta; Coleoptera; Staphylinidae.
GCGGCAAACAGGAUAAUAACGCAUGCGCGCGUUCCCGGAAAAUGCCCCGCACGCAUAUCGUGGAAAACUCUUCCUGCUGCAUGCCCAAAGCACGAAAUCGAUAAUUUUCCCCUAGUUUGUUGUCUAGCGCGUUAACCUACAACCACUGCACGUAAUCAGUGUAGGCAUCGAUAAACCGCAUUCUAAUCAAUUUCCAUAAGGACAAAAACGCCUCCAUUUUAAAAACCAAAUUAAAACUAAACUUCUGACCCAAAUAUUCAAAUAUCACAGAAUAUUGAGGACAAAGAAAUCCAAAAUUUAAAAGGAAAGCCACAAAUGAUCGUGAAAUAUUAAGAUAAGAUUGUUUGGUCAACUGUAAACAUAACGUUCUCGUUGUUUUCGCUGCGGGGAGGACAAUCGAAGAGGUAUUUGCGCACGCGGUUAUUCUCGACGACGGCAGGACGCUGUGCAAGGUGUACCCGAGUCCGGGCUCGGCCCGCAGCGUGUGGGCCUUGCCGCAGACGUCCUGCAGCAUGGUGGCUGACACCGACCACCCCACGGCGGCGGUCACACGUGACUCCAACCUCAGCGAGGCGGACAUUGCCGAUCAGACGCAGAAGAGUAUCUUCGAUGUCGUCAAAACCGGUGAGGUUUCCGACAUUGAAGACCUCGUAGAAAAACUCGGCACGCAAAUCCUCCGCGCCCGAGACGAAUGGGGCUACACACCGGCCCAUUGGGCCGCCCUGGACGGCAACGUCGAAAUCAUGCGGUAUUUAGUCGACCGCGGUGCACCAAUCGACCUAAGUUGUUUGGGAACACAAGGCCCACGCCCCAUCCACUGGGCCUGCCGGAAAGGACACGCAGCUGUAGUCCAGGUCCUUCUCCAAGCAGGAGUAGCAGUCAACGCUGCUGAUUUCAAAGGUCUCACACCUUUAAUGACCGCCUCCAUGUUCGGACGCACUGCAACAGCAGCAUUCCUGCUUGGAAUGGGUGCAAUGAAUCAGCUUGUGGACAUCAAUGGCGAUACAGCCCUGCAUUGGGCCGCCUACAAGGGUCACGCUGAUCUUAUUCGGUUGUUAACCUAUUCAGGGGCAGAUCUUCAACAACCGGAUCAUUUUGGGUCAACACCGUUGCACCUAGCGUGUUUAUCGGGGAAUGCUGCAUGUGUAAAAAUACUUUGUGAAAAGAGCAAUAUUGAUUUGGAGCCUUUGGAUAAAAAUGACAAGACGCCGUUGAUGUUAGCACAAAGCCAUCGUCAUCAAGACAUUGUCCAAGUAUUACUAUCAGAAAACAAGCGUAGGAGUACAUGGUUCCCUCCAAUUAACGAAAUCUGGGGUUUGAUCUUCGGAAGGGCAGGGAAUUCAAAGAUCCCGUUGUUAUUUUUCAUGGUUUCUGUUCUUUUAUGGGGAUAUCCUAUGUACAUCUUAAGGGUGGUGCCUGUAACUUGGAACCUCCUACGUGGGUCCCACUAUUGUUUCAUUUACUGGAAUAUCGUAAUGUGGGUUUGCUGGGCGAUUGCAAACAGAAAGGACCCUGGUUAUGUCCCAAUGUCAUCUGAAUCCUAUUAUCGCGCUAUAAAACAAAUCCCGUACUUUGACAAAUGGAAGAAACGCAACGCCAUCUUGAAUCGCCUCUGUCACACAUGUCGAUGCCUGCGCCCUCUGCGUGCUAAACAUUGUCGAAUUUGUAAUCGUUGCGUGUCGUAUUACGACCACCACUGCCCGUUUAUCUACAAUUGCAUCGGCCUACGUAAUCGCACAUGGUUUUUCUUGUUUGUAAUGAGUGUUGCCAUCAAUUGCUCCAUCACGAUUUAUUUCGCCACGUAUUGCAUUGCAAUUCAAGGAUUUGGCUUUUUAUAUUUGUUGGGGCUUGUUGAAGCUUUCGUGUUUUCCGGCCUCGGGUGGAUCCUCACAUGCACGUCGGUGCUGCACGCUUGUAUGAAUCUCACCACGAACGAAAUGUUCAACUACAAGCGCUAUUCGUACCUGCGCGACAAGAGAGGGCGCUACUUCAACCCGUUCUCACGCGGACCGAUUCUCAACCUCAUCGAGUUCUUCUUCUGCACGCCGGAGGAAUUCGACGACGACUACUACGAGUACAUUUGAUACUUGAACGCUAACUACAACUUGCACUAAACAAAUGCCUUAAUUUUUCUACCGCCUAGCCGUAGCCCGAGAUGAAAACGACGCGCGAAUCCAGCGAAUAUCAAACAAAAACAAAAACAAGCGAAACGCAGCUUUAGACUUGCAGCAUUUGAAUUUUACAUACAAUACGUACAUUUCUAUAAUAUAUAAAUAAAGUAUUACCUACGUGCACAAUCGACAAGAUGAAUGAGAAAAGACGAAAAUGUUUUACAAUAAAACAAACAAAAACACAAAUCGACGCAGACGAAUAUAAACAGCUUGUUAAUUACGAUUCUUGUUGUGAAUAUAUAUAAAUAUACGAUGUUUAAACUUAAAAUUUAUGCAAAUUGCGAGCAAUUAUAAACGAAUUAAUUGUGAAGCACAAACAUUACUCGAUUCAACGAGGGAAAACAUAUUAAUAAAGAUGAAAUAACGAUGAAA